UACUUGGGGGAUUCUCCUCUCGCACCUGCUCAGUCAUCUGCGCUGUCGUCCAAGAAUGGCCGCUGCUGCAGCAGGAAUAAACAAGCAGGGCGCCCUAGCGACGAUGGAGCCCUGCAUCAGACACGGGAGGGGGGCUCACGGAGGCAACGUCAAGGUGCUGGAGUGUGGUGUGUGUGAGGAUGUCUUCUCUCUGCAGGGGGACAAGGUCCCUCGUCUGCUGCUCUGUGGGCACACAGUGUGCCAUGAUUGCCUCACCCGGCUGCCUCUCCAUGGAAGAGCGGUCCGCUGUCCCUUCGACAGACAGGUCACUGAGCUGGGUGACUCUGGAGUUUGGGGUCUGAAGAAGAACUUUGCUUUGCUUGAGCUCUUGGAGCGUCUCCAGAAUGGAGCCAGCAACCAGUCAGGAAUGGCAGAGGAUGUUCUGAAAGGCAUGGGAGAAUGUAUAAUCCGGUGUGAUGAGGAUGAGAGCCACACGGCCUCCAUGUACUGCACCGUGUGUGCCACCCACCUGUGUGCCGAGUGCUCCCAGCACACCCACUCCACCCGGACGCUGGCCAAACACCGCCGGGUGCCGUUGGCGGACAAACCUCACGAGAAGACCCUCUGCCCGCAGCAUCAGGUCCACGCCAUCGAGUUUGUCUGCCUGGAGGAGGCCUGCCAGUCCGGGCCCCUCAUGUGCUGUGUGUGCAAGGAGUACGGCAAGCACCAGGGACACAAGCACACUGUUCUUGAGACUGAAGCGAAUCAGAUCCGGGCGUCCAUUUUGGACAUGGCCCACUGCAUUCGCUCCUUCACAGAUGAAGUGUCCGAGUACUCCAGGAAGCUGGUGGGCAUCGUGCAGCAAAUAGAGGGUGGAGAGCAGAUAGUAGAGGACGGAAUAGGCAUGGUGCACACUGAACAUGUCCCCGGCACAGCGGAGAGUGCGCGGUCCUGUGUGCGGGCGUACUUUGCAGACCUCCACGAGACCCUGUGCCGGCAGGAGGAGAUGGCGCUGAGCGUGGUGGACGCUCACGUCAGGGAGAGGCUGAUCUGGCUGAGGCAGCAGCAGGAGGACAUGACCAUCCUGCUGUCCCAGGUCUCCACCGCCUGCCUGCACUGCGAGAAGACUCUGCAGCAGGAUGACUGCAGGGUGGUGCUGUCUAAGCAGGAGAUCAACUGUUUGCUGGAGACGCUUCAGAAGCAGCAGCAUCAGUUCACAGAGCUGGCAGAUCACAUUCAGCUGGACGCUGGCAUCCCUGUCACCUUCACCAAGGACAACCGGGUCCACAUCGGCCCCAAGAUGGAGAUCCGUGUUGUAACUCUUGGGCUAGACGGAGCUGGUAAAACCACCAUCCUCUUCAAGCUCAAACAAGAUGAGUUCAUGCAACCCAUCCCCACUAUUGGUUUCAAUGUGGAGACGGUUGAAUAUAAGAACUUGAAAUUCACCAUCUGGGACGUGGGUGGCAAACAUAAGCUCAGACCGCUGUGGAAACACUAUUAUCUGAACACCCAAGCGGUGGUGUUUGUGAUUGACAGCUGCCACAGGGACAGACUGAUGGAGGCUCACAGCGAGUUGGCCAAACUACUGACGGAGAAGGAGCUGAGAGAUGCCUUGUUGCUCAUCUUUGCAAACAAACAGUUUGCAUGUCUGCAGGACGUCCCCGGGGUGGUGUCGGUGGAGGAGAUGACAGAGCUGCUGAGCCUCCACAAGCUGUGCUGUGGGCGGAGCUGGCACAUCCAGGGCUGCGACGCCCGCAGUGGGAUGGGUCUCCACGAGGGGCUGGACUGGCUCUCCAGACAGCUGGUGGCUGCCGGGGUCCUGGACGUCGCCUAAAUGUAAAACAUCUAUUCUGGCCCAAACUGACUCUCCCCUAACAACCGAACCCUAACCCCCCCCAGCCUUUGCUCAAUUCCAAAUAUUAACUCCUCAGACUGCGGCUUUAAGCCUCCUCAUCUUCCCCUCUUUGUGCCCCAAUGUGGGCAAAGGAAAUAAAGAUGUAAAUACUUUCUCUCACUUCACUGAAUCAGAACGGAAACUACAAAACCCUCCUAGCCUGAGAAAUAAACUCACUUUCCCCCAAAACCUGAAUUAAAACUCCCAUCAUGCUUCUUCUCUAAGGCAGCUUACACGGUCCAGCACAUUGCUUACUGUUCUUUGUUCAAACCUUUUUUCUAUUAACCAGCUGUUUAUCUGGCACCUAUAGCUAGCUGAUUUUAGUCCAGUGUUAAUAAUGCUCCUUGUGCCCUGACAGUGAACUCUGUGUUUUCUAUCUCAAGCUAUUCAUCAUAACCACCUCCAUGUGUGACAGUAAUCCCGACUAAAUGCAAAGUAGUCUGUAUUUGUAGUGAUCGUAUACCUUCUGUUGAUUCAGUAUACUCCUGAGAAAUAACUUUAGCUACAUUCAGCAUAUUUGCAGGUGAGAUGGGACAGACAUGUUCAAUAUGACUUCCAGUGGCUUCAAACAGGUCAAAUGUUCAGUUUGGCUCUUUUCUCACUUUGCCUUGACACAUGUUAGCAAUAGUGGUUGAUGUUUCAUGGGGUCUGUGUUUUUUUUUUUAAGUGUACUGUUUGAACCUAUUUAAUUCCACAGCUGUUCUUGUUUUCUGUUACAGAACGAACUGUUUACUGAACUUAUUUAUGAGCGGGAAUGUUACUUUGAUAUGAGGCUUUAGGGAGAAACUCAGUUUUAUGCACCGAUUCUGCCUCCGUUUUGUGGAGUCUCGCACCCAGAAUGUGUUGAAUACACUCGUUUGCUGCAUCACUACCAUUUUUUAUUUGGAAGCAAAUUAACCAUCUGCCGUUUCGUAGUAGACUUGAGUUUUAAUCUCACUGAAAAUAUCUAUUCAAACAUCUCACAAGUCCUGUUUAUUAGUGUUUCAGAGUGCUUCAGAGAUGGUACAUCUUUUAAUCAGCAGCCUUCAGUAAUAAAUGUAAUGUGAAGCCUAACACUCACACUUGUCUCGGUAUUAGGGACCCAUCAUUGGACUUUGAUUUAAUCUUUAUUCAUUGCUAUGUAAUGUUAACAUGUACCUAUAUAUAAAAAUACUAAUAAAGAAAAAAAAUGCACGUGUUAAAAAAGCCUUUCUGCAGUUUGUGAAAACAUUUCCAUUUGUUUUUGAACAUAGAAGCACAAGGCACAUCAAACCUUUGUUACAGUGGACUUGAUAAUGGCUUUUGUAAAUGAUUCAUAAUGUGUUGCUGUUAAAUAAACUAAUUGACCUUA
Trematomus bernacchii (emerald rockcod) is the source of this 3203-nucleotide messenger RNA. It is a transcript of the gene trim23, whose product is annotated as tripartite motif containing 23. Bases 56 to 1813 code for a protein of 585 amino acids. The record is from RefSeq and is a predicted model, not a curated record. Gene Ontology annotation, molecular function: GTP binding; zinc ion binding; GTPase activity. Gene Ontology annotation, cellular component: plasma membrane; cytoplasm; lysosomal membrane. Gene Ontology annotation, biological process: intracellular protein transport; vesicle-mediated transport. Lineage: Eukaryota; Metazoa; Chordata; Actinopteri; Perciformes; Nototheniidae. The transcript is spliced from 11 exons.